GCUCGAGCCGCCCGCCGGGCUCGGCUCCGCUCCCGGGCCCGCGCUCCAGCCCGCUCCGCCCGCCGCACCGCCCCCGGCCGCGCUCAGCCCGCAACCAUUUGACUUCCCUCGGCCGGCCUCUCCAGUUCUCCAAGACCGCUGCCUGGGCUCCGCUCUCCUCCUCGCUGUUGGCCACAGCACGGUGGUGGCUCUACUCUUCUCCCGUUUAGCCAUAGUCACCCCGGCUUUGCAGUUGUUUUUUUUUUUCCCUCCUUUUUUUUUUUUUUUUUUUUUAAAUGGAAAACAUCCUCUUGAUUUAAGAUGACUCGUCUUCUUGACUCUCGCCCGUUUCAGCACUGAAGACUGAAAGGGAACCUUCACCACCACUCCAACCCUGGUGGCACUUAAAAUUUUAAAAAAUAAAUAAAUAAAUAAAAAUCGCAAUUCUAAAAGAAAGAACAAGCAAAAAAAGAAAAGUCUUAGGAGGCAAAGGAGCGGGACUCGGGACCCUCUGCAGACCCUUGACUGAGACCACCCAGGACUACACUAGUCAUCAAGAACUCCUAAUUCCUCUCAUCCAACCGAAACGGAGGGCGACUCCGAGCUAGAAGCAAACUUCAGGGCUCUCCGCGGAUCCUUGAUUCCCGCAUUUGGAGGGGUCGAGGGCCAGAAGGCACAGGACCCCCCACGAGGAGGAGGAGGAGGAGUCCCGCGUCUCCCUCGCUUCUCCCACCGAGCCUGAACCUUAGACUGAGCUACGCGGGACAUCGAGGAGGAAAGAGGGUAGCAGAAAAUGCGGGGCUCCGGGCCCCGCGGUGCGGGACGCCGACGGACCCAGGGCAGAGGUGGCGGCGACGACACCCGCCCUGUCCCUGCCUCUCUGGCAGGCUGCUAUUCCGCACCUCUUAAGGGCCCCCUCUGGACGUGUCUUCUCUUGUGUGCGGCGCUCCGGACCCUUCUGGCCAGCCCCAGUAACGAAGUGAAUCUAUUGGAUUCACGCACUGUCAUGGGGGACCUUGGAUGGAUUGCUUUUCCAAAAAAUGGGUGGGAAGAGAUUGGAGAAGUUGAUGAAAACUAUGCGCCUAUCCACACCUACCAAGUAUGCAGAGUCAUGGAACAGAAUCAGAAUAAUUGGCUGUUGACCAGUUGGAUCUCCAAUGAAGGUGCUUCCAGAAUCUUUAUUGAGCUGAAAUUUACGCUAAGGGAUUGCAACAGCCUUCCUGGAGGACUCGGCACUUGUAAGGAGACAUUCAACAUGUAUUAUUUUGAGUCGGAUGAUGAGAACGGGAGAAAUGUUAAAGAGAACCAGUACAUCAAGAUUGAUACCAUUGCUGCUGAUGAGAGCUUCACAGAACUUGAUCUUGGAGACCGUGUCAUGAAGCUGAACACAGAGGUCAGAGAUGUCGGGCCUCUGAGUAAAAAGGGAUUUUAUCUCGCUUUCCAAGACGUCGGUGCUUGCAUUGCUCUGGUUUCUGUGCGUGUAUACUAUAAAAAAUGUCCUUCGGUGGUAAGACACUUGGCUAUCUUCCCUGACACCAUCACUGGAGCUGAUUCUUCACAGCUGUUAGAGGUGUCAGGCUCCUGUGUCAACCAUUCUGUGACAGACGAUCCUCCCAAAAUGCACUGCAGUGCUGAAGGGGAGUGGCUGGUUCCCAUCGGGAAAUGCAUGUGCAAGGCUGGAUAUGAAGAGAAAAAUGGCACCUGUCAAGUGUGCAGACCUGGGUUCUUCAAAGCUUCUCCUCACAGCCAGAGCUGCAGCAAAUGUCCACCUCACAGUUACACCCAUGAGGAAGCUUCCACCUCUUGUGUCUGUGAAAAGGAUUAUUUCAGGAGGGAAUCUGAUCCGCCCACAAUGGCAUGCACAAGACCCCCCUCAGCUCCUCGGAAUGCCAUCUCAAAUGUAAAUGAAACUAGUGUCUUUCUGGAGUGGAUUCCGCCUGCCGACACGGGUGGACGGAAAGAUGUGUCAUAUUAUAUUGCAUGCAAGAAGUGCAACUCCCAUGCAGGUGUGUGUGAGGAGUGUGGAGGUCAUGUCAGGUACCUGCCCCAGCAAAUCGGCCUGAAAAAUACCUCUGUCAUGAUGGUGGACCUACUUGCUCACACAAACUAUACCUUUGAAAUUGAGGCAGUGAAUGGAGUUUCCGACUUGAGCCCAGAGACCCGGCAGUAUGUGUCGGUAAAUGUAACCACAAAUCAAGCAGCUCCCUCACCAGUCACUAAUGUGAAAAGGGGAAAGAUUGGAAAGAACAGUAUCUCUUUGUCUUGGCAAGAGCCAGAUCGCCCCAACGGAAUCAUCCUGGAGUAUGAAAUCAAGUACUUUGAAAAGGACCAGGAGACCAGCUACACAAUUAUCAAGUCUAAAGAGACCACCAUUACUGCAGAAGGCCUGAAGCCCGCGUCUGUGUAUGUCUUCCAAAUUCGAGCACGUACAGCAGCAGGCUACGGCGUCUUCAGUCGAAGAUUUGAGUUUGAAACCACACCAGUGUCAGUUGCAGCAUCCAGUGAUCAAAGCCAGAUUCCCAUCAUUGCAGUGUCGGUGACGGUGGGAGUCAUCUUGUUGGCAGUGAUGAUUGGCUUCCUCCUCAGUGGCAGUUGCUGCGAAUGUGGCUGUGGAAGGGCUUCUUCCCUGUGCGCUGUUGCCCAUCCAAGCCUAAUAUGGCGGUGUGGCUACAGCAAAGCAAAGCAGGAUCCAGAAGAGGAAAAGAUGCACUUUCAUAAUGGGCACAUUAAACUGCCAGGAGUACGAACCUACAUAGAUCCGCACACCUAUGAAGAUCCCAAUCAAGCUGUGCAUGAAUUUGCCAAGGAGAUCGAAGCUUCGUGCAUCACCAUUGAGAGAGUCAUUGGAGCAGGUGAAUUUGGUGAAGUUUGUAGUGGACGCUUGAAACUGCCAGGAAAAAGAGAAUUACCUGUGGCUAUCAAAACUCUUAAAGUCGGCUAUACUGAAAAGCAGCGUAGGGAUUUUCUGGGUGAAGCAAGUAUCAUGGGACAGUUUGAUCACCCGAACAUCAUCCACCUAGAAGGCGUUGUGACCAAAAGUAAACCUGUGAUGAUAGUGACAGAGUAUAUGGAGAAUGGCUCCUUGGACACAUUUUUAAAGAAAAACGAUGGGCAGUUCACUGUGAUUCAGCUUGUUGGCAUGCUGAGAGGCAUCGCUGCAGGAAUGAAGUACCUUUCUGACAUGGGCUACGUGCAUAGAGACCUUGCUGCUAGAAACAUCUUAAUCAACAGUAACCUUGUGUGCAAAGUGUCUGACUUUGGGCUUUCUAGGGUACUGGAAGAUGAUCCUGAGGCAGCCUACACCACAAGGGGAGGCAAAAUUCCAAUCAGAUGGACUGCCCCAGAAGCAAUAGCUUUUCGAAAAUUCACCUCUGCUAGUGAUGUCUGGAGCUACGGAAUUGUAAUGUGGGAAGUUGUGUCUUAUGGAGAGAGACCCUACUGGGAGAUGACCAAUCAGGAUGUGAUCAAAGCUGUGGAAGAAGGCUACCGCUUGCCAAGCCCCAUGGACUGUCCUGCGGCUCUCUAUCAGUUAAUGCUGGAUUGCUGGCAAAAAGAUAGGAAUAGCAGGCCCAAGUUCGAUGAAAUAGUCAACAUGCUGGACAAGCUGAUACGAAACCCAAAUAGUCUGAAGACACUGGUUAAUGCAUCGAGCAGAGUAUCUACUUUGUUGGCUGAACAUGGUUCUCUGGGGUCCGGGGCCUACAGAUCAGUAGGUGAAUGGCUGGAAGCAAUCAAGAUGGGAAGGUACACAGAGAUUUUCAUGGAAAAUGGAUACAGUUCAAUGGAUGCUGUGGCUCAGGUGACCUUGGAGGAUUUGAGGCGCCUGGGAGUGACUCUGGUCGGUCACCAGAAGAAGAUCAUGAGCAGCCUUCAAGAGAUGAAGGUGCAGCUGGGAAAUGGGAUGGUGCCAGUGUGACCUCCGCAUGGGUCACUUCCUCAAGCGAACGACUCUGCACUUUGUAAACAGCCCUGAGAUUUGUUUUAACAAUUAUAAGGGAAAAGGGAAAAGAGUGGUUUCUAAACCUCUGGAGGCAUUUGUCUCAGUCGUUGAACUUGUAAUCAAUAUUUUCCUAAAAUCUCCAUAUCUUCCUCUUAGUUCUUCAUUUUUCAUGAAACAAAUGUAACCUACAUAGAGUGAAAACAAAAUGGGCAUAAGCAUCCUAUAAUAAAGUAGUAACUAAAUCCUCCCCCAUUAUUUCCACAGAAUUUUGUACAUGAAAUAUAUCAAGAUACAGCACCUUUAUAGACUGUUAAGGCAGCCCCUUUCAAAACUUCCAGGGAUCUACUUGAAAGGAAAAGUUGUAAAGCCAUGUGUGGGCUAAGAAAAGCUGCAUUUCACUGACGUUUACUUCAAGUCUUAUUGUCUAAAUAAGUGUAUUGAAGAGCAAUAUGAUUAGAUUAUUCCUUAAAAACAGUGUGUAAUUUAAAAUGCAAUUACAGUUGUUAAGUUAUAGAAAAUAGUAUAUAUAAACAUGUUGCUUGGUCAAGGAAAAGUUCAAUACAGGGUGUAUAUUUAUUUUUCUGUGUUACAUAAUUUACUUGUAGUUGCUUUUUCUGGAGACUAUUAGGUAAUAAAUGUGUAUAUACUGUAUAGUUUGCAAUAUGCCCAGGAACUGACUAACCUUGGACUUGUAUGUGUGUGUGUGUGUGUGUGUGUGUGUGUGUGUGUGUGUGUGUGUGUGUUUGAAUGUGUAUACAAUAUUGUUCUGCUUGCCUUUUUGAUGGUGUUUUAAUUUUGGCAGCAUACAGGAAAGGGUGUUCCAGGCUGUAAUGAAUAAGAGAAAUAGGAAACAGUAGAAAAAAAAAAAUCCAGCCCAAGUUGAUGUCUUUUUCUCUCAUUUUGAAAGCAACUAAUUAUUUUAUGUAAACAGCUAAUGUCUCUAAGACGAAUUCCCUUUUGGAUUUUUUUUUUUUUUUUUGGUUUUUUGAGACAGGGUUUCUCUGUGUAGCUUUGCGCCUUUCCUGGAACUCACUUGGUAGCCCAGGCUGGCCUCGAACUCACAGAGAUCCGCUUGCCUCUGCCUCCCGAGUGCUGGGAUUAAAGGUGUGCGCCACCACCGCCCGGCCCCCUUUUGGAUUUUUACAAACAAUUUCUACUAUCUCUGACAAAGAAGCACUAGCCAUUAAUCUCACACCCUUCUCUGAAAUUCCGUCUUUCUAAGUUACAGAAAAUAUUUUCUCAAACAAAGUUGACACAAAGGGCACAUUUAUGUGGAUGUAGAGAGACUGGAGUGUGCUGGCUCCUGUUACUGUCCAGACACGGGGCACUCAGCAUCUCCCUUUGUGCUCAUCAUUGUAAUCACUCCCAUUGUGACUCAUUUACAAAAGUUUGAUAUUAAGUCAGCAGUAAAAAAUGAAAAAAAAAAGUGUUUUUUUACUCAGAAUUUUAAGUUUUAUUAAUAAUAACUUGUUAAUUUUUAAUUACAUUUUGUCCUCCAUUACAUAAUAUUGAAAAUACUUUGAAGAACCAAAGUAAAAUAUUUAAAAAUUAAACUUGCUAAGUAAUAUAUGAUAGUCCUUCAGUGUAUUCUAUACACUACACCAGCAAAGGGUUCUCAUUUGGGGUAAAGUUCACGCAGUUUGCUGAAAUGUUUGAAAAAGUGAGCGUCAUAUUGACAUAAACAAUAUUUAUGUUGUUACACUUAAUAAAAUCAGGAGAAUGGUGUGUGAUAUUUGAGGAGCAGAUAACUUAAAUCAGGACUUCAGGGCUACCUUGGUAAAAGCAUAUGAGAGAGGUAAGAUCUGAAGAGGAGAUACCAGUGUUUUGUGAGUGGUGGUCCUUGUGCUUGGAAGCAUAUAACCCAUGUAAGAAAAGCAGCUAGGGAGAGGUCCUCUUCCUCCCUCCCUCCAUCCCUCCCUUCCUCCCUCUGUCCCUUCCUCCCUCCCUCCUUCCUUUCCUCCCUUCCAUGUUUCCUUCCUUCCUCCUUUCUUUCAUUCUUUCUUUCUCAUCCUUUUUAAAAGAAUGAAAUAGCUCUUUGCUAAUGAAUAAGGAAAGAUCAAAACAACUACAUGGGGCAUGAACCACUGUAGAUCCACACUGUAUUCAGGAAAUCUCUAUUAGUUUAGUGAAAUUUUCAGAAUUGAAAGAAGUAGUUUAAUAUUGUCACAUUGAACAUCACAGAUAGACAUCAUCAUUAAGAAAGACGCAUGUAUACAUUUAAAAUACACAAAAUUAUUAAAACUCAUUCCUAUCAAAAAGAUUGAUUUUAUUAUACUCUACUGAAUUUUGAAAAAUUAUUUGAAUCUUAGUGAUAAAGUAAUUUUGAGAACUUCAUAACAAAAAUGUUUACAAAUUCACAAUUUAGAGCUUGUAUAAGCCACAACUAUAGGGACAUAAAAAAUACAUUCUAAAUUGUUUUUCAAUUCUGUGUGUUCAGAGAUUAAGGUGGGUCACUUACGCAUAAGUGGCUGGCUGUUGGAGUAAUGAUUUCAGCUUUGUCACAACAGAAUAUAAAUUCAUUUGAAUCAAAUUUAUUUUUCCUUUGCUAUUCAAGUAUUACAUUGGGAAAGUAAUUCAGAAGGAAUGCUUAAUGGCCACACAGCUUUCAUCCAUAUCUCAAUUUGGUGGAGAGUUUCUAAAGAAUGUCAAUAUGAUUUUAGCAGAAAUAGACUUUUAAAUUAUACAAGCUCUGCCCCGCUAAAGAGGAAAGAACGCCUUUCUAAAAUAUUUGUUCACCCUUGGAUAUGUCACCAAUUGAAAAGUGCCAAUCUCAUCUAUAAAUGUGAGAAGUGGAAUAGAGGGAGGAGUCUGCUCUCGUGAAAUGUAGUGAGUCUGCCACUCAGCACUAGACUUGGCAAAUCCUGAUGGUGUGAAUUCUUUUCCUGUGGAUUCAUUUCCUUACUCACCAACUCCCAGAAAAUAAAGUACAGAUUCCAUAAACUCACACCUGUAACUGAUUUGUAAAAUGAUUUGUAACUGUUUUGUAAGGUGGUACAACAGGAAAUUGCUCUGAACUGACUGGUUCUAUUUGAAGUCAUUUGGUUACUAUGUUUAUCAAUCAUGAUUUAUAUCUAAUCAUGCCAUUCACUAGCAUGUACUCUGACAAAAAAAUCACUAUCUCUGAAAUGUACUGAUUAUAUGUAAAAUGUAAAGAUACUGAUUUUCACCAUUUAAAAUCUGUAAUGUGCAUGUUUUUUAAUCCCUGUAUUUUAUUGAGCAACCUGGUGUUCUAAAGUAAUACAAUCAUUGUACAAUUUACAUAGAAAUAUUUUAUUAAAGUUUAAAUGUGUCUAGAAUUAUUCAUUUUGGAAUUGUCACAAAUAAUGCUAAACACCCUUAGCUCUGUUUAUAAAACGAUUCUAACCACCAUGUAACAAAAGAGAUAAAACUUUCACAUUUCAUGUUAAAGUGGAACUGUUACUAUCCAUUGAAAACUUAUGCAUUUGCAUGUUUAAUAUUUGGAUUCUAUGUGGAAGCAAAAGGCUGUAAAGAAGAUAUUUGUAUGUGUAUUGAAGUGGGUUUUCAGAAGCACAAUGAGAACUGUUCUUCUCUGGAAGGUGUUUUGGCUGUAAUGGUACAUUAGAUGGCAAAAAGAGUCAGAUGUUAGAGACGUAGUAGUAUAUGAUGGUGCAUAGUAGAAAAUAUCUCUUUUUCAUUCUGUUCUUUCACAAAAUUAGGAGGGAAAAUUAAAUGUGAUAAUAAAUAGUCUUUGUUUGAACAUUGCCAGAUGUUUAACCUCAAUGUAAAUAAGAAGUAGGGACAAUAAGAAGGCAAUGGUGAUAAUAAUGAGCGAAUGAACAGAAUCAUAAUGGUAGCUUUAUUUGAAAUUUGAUAGCUCGAAUAAGUCAUCAGUUUUUCAAUGCUAUAGCACAGCUGGUUACAUUGAAUAUUUUUCCUCUAUUAUGCUGUUAAUUAUAUAGCAAUGUAUCAGGAAAGAAAUAGAUAAGAACUUUCUUCUCAUUUCUUGUUAAUUUAUGAGUCUUUUCAUACAUCAAUGGUUGAAUGUUCUUAUUCAGAAUGACCACGUAAUUGUCACUUAGAAAAAGCUGCUAUUUAUUUUAAAAAAGAAUGUCUGUUUAUAACCAGACUCAAGUUCCUUUUCUCAAUGCUAUUGGAAAAAAGUAAAGUUGGCAAAAAACAAUAUCCCAUCUUUUCAAGCUGGGUGCUAUAUUCACUGAAGUUUGAGUGGUCGACUGUAUGUGAAUAUUUAGACUACUGUAGUUUUGCAAUUAAUUAUUUAAAAGAAUAUAUUAUAUAUAUAAUGCAUUUGUAAUUGUCUGAGACUAAAGCCAGACUCUGUCCUUUGUUAAUGUUUAUAAAAAUCUCUUGGUUUCCAGAAGAUCAGAGACAUUUAUGUAGCCUAUACAAUUCUUUGGUAGGCAUCACGAUGUCUUGUGUCUCUGCCGCAGAGUGAAUUCAAGGAAGGAUGAGCACUUUCGUAUUGGUUCCCAUCUGCAUCUCUAUGUGCUUUCAGUUUGUGUACAUGUUUUUGUAGUGUAAGAUAUUAAAUUUUAUAUUUUUUCAGAAAAUAAAAGUCCUUUGAAUAUAGUAAAAUCUGAUUGUCCUACUUGAUCUUUCCUAAGAUUUUAAAUUUAUAGCCUUUUGCAUAGGAUCUUUAUUCUGAUAAAAAAGUUUUAUUUUCUAAAAUAAAAAGUGAUCAUAUACAUAUUCCAUAUAACCUAAGAUUGUAGAACAUGACCUACAUUCACAGUGACAAUAUAAUACAAAAUUCACUUGAGGAAAAACAAUAAAACAAAACAACAACAUGAAUCACAACAAAAAGUAAAAAUGGAAAAGUAUAUGCUAUUUGUACCAUCUACAAAGGGGGACAUUUUUGUAACUGGCAUCAACCUGAGACCAUCUUAUUGGUAGGCAUUUCUGCUAUCACAUUGCAAGAAGAAAACAUUCCUACAAGAAGGGGAUUAAGAAGCAAGGCUCCUUAUUUUUGUAAGUAUUAUAUCAUAGUGAUCAUUUAAAAAUGGCAAAUGAUAUCUAUUCUAUAGAUUGAAUCAUGUAGACAAAAUUCUAAACGGUCUUAUUAAAUAAGAAACACAGAGCCAAAUACAGAGUUAAAAGCCCAAGAGAUCAGAGCACUAGUGAAUAGCCUUUAGCUUACCACUCACUGCCGUCCUUCCCUUUGGGGAGAGACCUUCUCCUAUGUCCUGUCUUUUUAUUGCCUGUCUGUUCAACCUUCUCAUUGGUUCUAAACCCAACCACAUGAUUUCCUCAUCACGGCCUGUCUAUACAGACCUCCAGUCUCUAUGGUUGGCACUGGGAUUAAAGGUUCAGGUCACCGCUUGGCCUUGGCCUUGACCACACAGAGACUCUGCCUGCCAUGUGAUCGGAUUAAGGGUGUGUGCCACCACCGCUGGACUUCUGCUAAAUGGCUUGCUUUUAGUUCUGAUUCCCAGGUAACUUUAUUUGUUAACAUACAAAUAAAAUCACAUUUCAGCACAAAUAAAAUAUCACCAUAGAGUCAUUUUGUAAUUUGUGCAUUUUCAAUAUAGAAAAUGACAUAUUAUGCUUAUACAAUAAUCAUAAGUAAUGCUGAUGUAUAAAAUUCCAUUAUUAGUAUUUUAUUUACUAUUUCAAUAUUUAUUCUCAUAUGUUACUCAGAGUGGUUUUCAUUUAGACUUACCUUGUUGUUAAUGUACUACAGAAGUAAAGACACUAUUUAAAAACAAUUUUACCAUUCUCAUACUUACUAUUGACAAAAUUGGAGUAAUGUGGUAACAAAAGCUUAAUGAAGAAGGCAUUCUGCAGAGGGAAUUUUCAUGUUUACAUUUGAGAUGCAUAUUGUUGACUCCCUUAACUAAUGACAGAGCUGGGGAUCACCAAGGAAAAAGUGAAUUUUACAUUUCCACCAAUCAAAGUGUUAGCCUUCAUGCAGGUUCCAGGGUCUCACUGAUCACAUGCUAGUGUAUUCAUUCUGAGGUAACAUUUUUCAGCUUUUUAGUUCUUCACACAGGGAUAACAACUCGGUUCAGAUACUUUUGUGGUAGAGGUCAUCAUUUCUUCAACUAAUUCAAAACAAUUGCCCAGUUUUGUGAUUUACUACAACCUCAAAUGUUUGUAAUAAAUAUUCAUUAUUUCGACUUCUAAUAUAACUAAUGUUCUUUAAAAAUUGAAAUUUCA
Molecule: messenger RNA, 10054 nt
Organism: Peromyscus californicus insignis
Lineage: Eukaryota; Metazoa; Chordata; Mammalia; Rodentia; Cricetidae
Gene: Epha5
Product: EPH receptor A5
Exons: 18
Coding region: 773-3895 (1040 amino acids)
Biological process (GO): cell surface receptor protein tyrosine kinase signaling pathway; protein phosphorylation; axon guidance
Cellular component (GO): neuron projection; plasma membrane
Molecular function (GO): protein binding; ATP binding; transmembrane-ephrin receptor activity
Source: RefSeq, a predicted model, not a curated record